AGAGCGCAUCUACUACAAAUCAGCAAAACAUAACCGGCAAGCAGAUUUAUCAAACGACUCCACACUCCGAUAGUUCGAUAAGUCAACAAAUAACGUUUCUUGAAGGACAUCCGCAUCGUGCUUUUGUUCCAAAUAUCUUCCAUCAUGGAGUGAUUAUCCCCGACCAAUUAUUGCAAAAUUCACAAACAAUAUUUAACCAGCCAAAAGUUGUGCAAACCACAAAUCCGCAACAAUCUUCGUGUAAUUUGCAUACAGUCAUUGAUCAAAAUUGUCCUGAAGUUUCUACUCUUAAUAACAAAUGUGAGAAGCAGCCAACUGGCGAUCGAAAUGUACCUAAUCAUAAACACAUCAUGCAAAUACAACAACAGAAGCAAGCAGCUAUUAUAAAAGAUCCAGAUGCGUCGUGCGAUAAUGAGAGAUCUACAAAUCAUAAUCAAAAUAUCUGUUGUAUUUCUCCACAUAAUCUAUUUGAGCAAAUAUAUCAGCAAUCACAUCAAAUGUCCAAUAAAAUGGAACUAAUGCCUAACCAGCAACAGCAAAUACAUAAUAAUAAUAAUUUAGAAAAAUACUACUACUAUAAUCAACAAUUAAUCGACUCACCUACACAAGGAAUGACUUCACCACAAGAUAUGACUAUUACCCAAAUAAAAUUAAUGCAACACAAUCCUUCAUUCAAUCAGUCUGUAUGGCCGCAGAAAAAUCGAUGGAUAGAAACAACAACUCAGAGCCAACAACAUUUGCAUCAUUCUUUAUCGCAACAUCAUCAUAUGCCGACCAUUAAUUUUAAUCAGCGUAAUUUUAAAUUUCAAAAUCAGUCAAAUUCAUCAAAGAAUUAUAUGAAACAUAAAUCUACCAAACUGGUUGCAAAAGAUAAUCAACGAGACGAUAGAAAUCAGGUACUAUAUUUCACGCCUGAUAUGAUACGCGAUCAGGAAUUGUUAGUUUCCACCUUACGACAACAAGAUAUAUCUGAUGAAGUAAUGCGCCGUCAAUUUGACGCGUUGUUAAACGAACAACGGCGACAUUUAGCCUAUGUCGCUCAAUUUCAGCAGGAAGCUGAUACUCUGGAUACUAAACAACCUCGAUAUAUGAGAAAAAGAACAGGAGAGUAUGAAAAGCCGGAAUGGAUGGUGCACAUUACACCACCUCGAAUUUCGUGUAACAAAGUUGAAAAAAUCACAGCGCAGCAAAAUAACUCAAGAAUACAAGGUUCAAUGAACGACCAGUUGUUAGAAAAACGUAACACAACAAUGGCUGUUCACCAACAGAAUUAUUAUCAGCAUAAGAAAGAAGAGGUGGCCAAACAAAUUUCAUCUUAUCAAAAAUAUUUACAGAAUAAUCCCGAUCAACAUAUAGUUAAUUGGUCUUGUAGAAAUAUACCAUCUAACCACGUAAUUUUCCAGCCGUAUGGUAUUCCACAAAAAAUACGAAAUACUUUAUAUUAUCAAUCAAAUCCAACUUUUACUGGCUAUAUUUACCAUCCAUACAAUAUAUAUUCUGAUCAUUCAUAUCAUUCGGAACAACAAAACAUCUGGCCAAGUAAUUCAAACAUAUCAAAUCCAAUUACUUCCGCAUACUUGUGCAAGAGAACAAAAACUUCUACUGAACCUUCCAGUCUGCUAAAAAUGAAAGUUUACAAGGAGAUAAUUUGUCCUCAGAAGCGCAAUAACGGCCUACAAGAUCCAGACACUAUUCACAAUGCACUCGAAGCGUUACAAAAUCCGGUGCUGUGCGGGAAAUCUAUUAUUAGACUAAACGGCACGCAGAAUCCUAACGAAAUUCCAGAAGAUAUACAACUACAAUUUCCUAUAAAAACUAAUACACAAUUUUCGAAAAAAGUCUUAAGCAACGAUUUGAAGAACAGUAAAUAUUUUGAUAAUUUUCCAGUACAUAUCUUGCGAUCUAAACGACAAAACGAAUCUAUUAUGACGAAAUAUCCGCAACAAAGACAAAGAGAUGGAACUUUUUUUUACGCACAUAGUGGAAAAGAAAAACAUCAUAACAACAAUACGACGAGUUUUCAAGAUGUUCCGCAGUAUUAUCAGAUGCAGCAAUACUAUCCUAAUGAACAGAACGAAUAUAAUGGCAGCCAAGGCGAUAUCGCAGGAAAACAAUCAAAUACGCCGAAUGCGACAAGAAUCUUUCACGCUAGUGGCGAUAACAUCGAGGGAUAAAACGCUCAAAAUAUACUCAAACGCAUAGAUGAUGAACAAAUAAUGCAGAAAGUGAAUAUUAUACAAUCAGCCGGAAAUCUGCAAGACAAGAACCUACAGACGUACUAUAUAUCUUUUUUAGAAGCUCGAAUAUAGCAUCAAACAAUUCCAUCAUUUCACCACAUAAAUUUAUCGCGAACAAAUACUUGCAACUUGCAAUGUACUAGAUUUAAUAAAUAUUUUCAAUAAUUCUCUCCCUCUUCUCUCCCUCUUCUCUCUCUCUCUCUCUUUUGUUUACAAAAUCUUAAGAAACAUGUUCUAAUAAUGAUUGUAAGCUUAUUAGUUAACAUGUUAAACCUCCAUCCAGUAGAAAUUAAAUUUCUUAUAGAAACUCAAAUUAGUUUUGUGCAAUAGUAAAAACUGUUACUAUUAAAUACUUUUGCAAAUUCUUUAAAAUUUGUUUUAUUUAGAUAUGAGUAAAACUUUCUCACAAAUGAGAGAACUUAUUUCUCAUCUAGAUACAGAUGAUGUUCAAUGUGUUAAAUUUUAACAAAAAAAUUAUAUGAGUAGUUUUAUAUAUGUGUAUGUGUCUAACACAGAACAAAA
Molecule: messenger RNA, 2759 nt
Organism: Pseudomyrmex gracilis
Lineage: Eukaryota; Metazoa; Arthropoda; Insecta; Hymenoptera; Formicidae
Exons: 3
Coding region: 351-2174 (607 amino acids)
Source: RefSeq, a predicted model, not a curated record